AUGUCCUCCGACUGGCCCCCACAGCUUCAGCUCUCCAUUCCCUCAAGCACAACUUCCUUCAAGCGCUCUUUCGAACAAUUUGGUGUCGACCUUGACAGCCCCGUUGCCCUUGACGCUGGCGGGAGUGGAAACAACAAUGAUCGCAACAAGCGUGCUCGCAGUGCCACCAGCUUUUCAGAUGGCAGCAGCGAUACGUUGGGCAGCAGUCCGCAGUCGUCAAGUGAGGCCUCUGGGUCGGGCAGCAGGAGCUCAGGGUCAGGCACCAGGAGGCAAAGAGCCUUGCAAAACGACUGGUCUGGCCAAACUGCUGCUGCGACAAGAGCGGGAACAGCGUUGCCAAUAUCAAGCCAUCAACCUCCACGACUACCCACGCCAGACAUUCAAGACAUUGACAUGCCCGAUUACCCCUUGGUCGACGAUAACGACUCGGAUGCUUUCUCGUCAUCCAAUCUCCCAUCUCCGCCCCUUUCGCAGCCCGACGACAGUUAUAGGUUAUCACUACAAAGAUUCAAUGAAUUCGACUCGGAAAUUUCGGUUCUCCGCCAACGCUCUCCAACGCUUCCUCCAACGUUGCCCCCCUUGUCAAUAUUUGAAGAAAUUCCUUCACAAACCACAAUUGAAUACCUUCCUGACUCCCCUGUCAGUGUUGGGAGCGCAACUAUCUUCCCUCGACACGCCCUGCCGGAUUCGGAAGCAGCCUCAGAAUUUUCAUUAGACUUUUCUGGAUCAUCCUUUGCAACUUCACAACAGCAUUCGCCCAUUGACAUUGCUACUUCACAACAACACUCACCAAUCGAUGAACCUAGCCCUCAAGUAGAGCCACCUGCAAGUUCCGCAUCGAACGAUCUUGGAUUCACUUUCCGCGAGCGGCUUGACUCAGCACUAGGCAGCCUCCGCUCCGCCUCCCCUUUAGUGCCUGGUUUGGACGAGGAAGAGGAACAAAAUUCCUCUCGAUCAUCAUCGUCAUUCACGCGACCGACUUUACCCAACCCACCCACACUACCACCUAUAAUUACAGAUACCGAAAACGAGAACGUGAUGUGGAAUGAUGAACCCCUUCCUACACCUGCUUCAGAAGGGACGUGGAACAUGCCUCCUAGCUUGCCGUCUCUGGAGGACCUGAGAGACCAUGCCCUUCCAUCUCCAUCCCUUAGGGGGCUGCAUCAUUGGUUGAACAUGGAUGAGCCACCGCGGAGGCAAGACGCGCCCGGAACCUCCUCUUCGCCGUCUGACGAUGAUCCUGGACCGAGUAGCCGUUAUAGGGAUCGUGUUCGGGAUAUACCGAUCCAGAGUAGUGGGUUCACCGACACAUCUGCCAGGAGAGGUGGACCUAGUGGGAGACGCAGUCCGGCAUCUGCUGCUGCUGUCAGGAUGUUGGAUCAAGUGAUGUGGAAUUCGUCGUAUUCAAGUUCUUUGUUCUCAGGACGAUCAAGGUCACCACCUCCCUCCAGUGAACCUUCCCAGUUCUUAUCACAUCACCCCUCUUUUGGCAGACCUCCCGCACAUUUCCCCCUUCAAGGCGCUGAUAGUACUAACAUGAAUCUCGAUGCUUGGCUUGCUGCAGCUGAGUCAGCCGGACCGAGCGAUACUACCAUUGCCUCAAGCCCACCUGUACACCAUUCAUGGACCGAGAGCGAUGACCGUCAAGCUUCUCACAUGUUAUCCCAGCACCACCGUUCCCGACCAGCAAACUUGGGUUCAUUCAACUCCCUCGUGUCAGAGAAUGCCUCGGAGGCACGUCGCCGCUCUCAACGUGCCGAACUACUGGAGCGGGCCACGACGUUUGCUUCAUCAUCUUCGCAAGUCCCUUUGAUGGAAGACGGCAGGCGGUCACAUCUGCCCGCGUGGGAUGCGGAGUGGGCUCAAGGCAGUUCCGUAGCAGAAUCACAGGUACAUCCACCACCACCAGAUAGGGAUCAACGGGCUUUUCAGGCACAGCGGGCUGCUCGACAGAGUUUAAGCGAGUCACAUCAGCAUACACACACACGGCCGAGUAGUAGUAGGUCUUUUGAAGAGAUGUUUGAGGCGUUUAUGGGCCCGGAGAACGAUGAGUUUCGGCAGAGGACGAGGCCUCAGCGACAGCAUCCUGAUGCAACCCCUGCGUUGUCGUCGUUUGGGAGGGAACGGGUAUUGCAGAGAGAAGUUUACCCCCGUGCUCGUGCACCUAGCUCGCGUCCUGGUCCACCACCACCACCACCACCACCACAGCAAGCAACUCAUCGUCGGAUAUCGUCGUGGUCUAAUUCAGUUUCUGCGCCUGGUGGCUCGAGUUCAGCCAUGGAAGCACCGGCCAAUGAUACGUCUGCUCACACCAGAUGGCUUUUGGACUCGCAAUCCUCAAGUGAACGGGAUGCAUUGACGAGUAUCUAUGGUUCGGAUUAUCGUGCUGCUGCUAGAGAGGAACAACCACGACCGUACCUCCCCAUACCAUCCCUCCCUUCGCCUGAUCUGGGGGGUAUUUUUGAUCGUGCUCCUCCUUCAGCUCCUCCACCGGGACGGCAUAUUCCUGCUGCUGCUGCGCUUCAGCACACUCAACGUGAACGUGCGAGACUGGAGGAUGAGCGUAUGCGUGGGAUGAUUGCGCAGUUGAAUCAGAACUCUCCUGGACGGGCUAGGCGUCUUCGGAAUUCGAUUGGUUCGAUACGUGGGGUUACGAAUGUGUUUGAGUUUUCGGAUGAUGAGGAAGAUGAUGAUGUUGAGAUGAUGGGGCAGAGUAGGAUUGGGAGGGGUCAUAAUGGUGAGAGAGAGGCGAUGGAUGUAAGGGCGCCGGCGCGGACGGGGGGAGUGGAAGAGUCGCUUUAUAAUCGCCGUGAACGGUUCUUGUCGUUGGCGAGCGGUGCAGGUGCUGGGAACGAGAAUGGUAGCAGCAGCGGCAGUGAUGCUGAGCUUUUUGGUGGUGAAGCCCCAGGUACAAGUAGACGCUCGACGUAUUCGGCUCAUCGACCUCGAACGCCUCCCCUGGAUACGUCCAGGUACCCUACACAAAAUCCAGUUGGAUCUGGUGGAAAUGUCAUGUUCAGGCCAAGUGAGCCUUCGCAAUUGCCUCCUAGCAACAUGCAUCCAUUCGAUCCAAGUUCUUUUGCACCUGGCCCUUUCCGGAAUACGUUGCAGAGUAUAGCCAUGGAGCGCAACAGCCGCGCUGCUCGUCAUUAUGCGUCUGCUGUACCGGCGAGGAAUUCUCAACCCUCUCAUGCGCCUAGUAUACCGCCACUUGCGUUUGAGGAGGAUGGUUCAAAUUUCCAGGGAAGAGCGCCGCCGCCAAGGUCUGAUGCUAGAUAUGCGUAUCUGAAUCGGCCGCCGCCUCCUCCACCACCAGAAUAUGCAAACUAUUUACGUCCUGCGUUGGGUUCGAGAAUCGAUCAAUUCCAACAGCAGCGACGACCACCACCUGUACCGCCUGGUGCUAGCUCUUCUGCAAUGCAGAACAGCGAUCUGCAUAGAUAUCUUUCUCGUCAAGCUCGUAUGGAAGCUUCAAGGAUUGACGAUUCGGACGGUGCACCCCCUGUUCCGUCCCGCGGAGACGUUCAGGGAUUCAACAGCGCCAUUGAAGCAGCUUAUCGAACGAUAUCGUCUUCGUCUCGGCCGGCGGAAGCUAUCGUCCGUGCUGUAUCUGAUGUUUUUGACGUGGCGGAUGAGGACACCCCUUUGCCUGCGAGACCUACGAGAAAUGCUGGAUUUGGUGCGGAGUCGGAGUAUGAUCGUAGUUCGCGGGAUACGUUAGCCUUUCGCGGACGACGUGCACGGGCUUUUAGACAUCCUAUACUUGCACGUAUGGGAGGGCGGCCGAGAGCGUUGGGAGAUUUUGUGGCGGACGAGGAAUUUGAUACGUCAUACGAGGGCCUGUUGCAGUUGGCGGCAUCUGUUGGUGAGGUUAAGCCGAGGUCGACGCCUAGUCAUGUUAUAUCCUCGAUGGAGACUGCGGAGUAUAGAGAUUGGGCUACGGCGGAUAGCGAUAAACGGUGCCCUAUCUGCUUGGAUGAUUACACGCCCACUGAUCCCGUGCUCAAACUUACUAAUUGUUCUCAUUGGCUUCAUCGGGAUUGUCUUCAGCAAUGGCUUGGAGGGGCAAGCACUUGUCCUGUUUGUCGUAAACCCGUCCAUGGGCUCUCUUCUUCUCCCCGACAAAGUGGACCACCGCCAAUCCAAGAUAUCCAGAAUCAUUGGCCGUUCGGCGGCACAUGGCGACGUGGCCCACCACCGCCUGGCCCGGGACCUAGCGGUAGCGGGAACGUUUUUUCAGGCCAUGCUGGCGCUUCUGGUGCUUGGCCGCGGAGAUGAGCUGCCCUUUUUUUGCAUUACCCCACAUUAUAGCUUUGAUCUACGUUUUUCCUUUUCACAUUUUGAAAAAAGCAUCUGUUCUGUUUCUUUUGGCAUGGAUAUAAACCCCAUCGUUACUCAUACGCAUUU
Laccaria bicolor S238N-H82 is the source of this 4407-nucleotide messenger RNA. RefSeq lists its product as uncharacterized. Lineage: Eukaryota; Fungi; Basidiomycota; Agaricomycetes; Agaricales; Hydnangiaceae. The transcript is spliced from 10 exons. The record is from RefSeq and is a predicted model, not a curated record. Bases 1 to 4278 code for a protein of 1425 amino acids.